AUGCUCUUCUUUACCAAGACAGUCCUCACCGUUGUGGCCGUGCUGGCACGCGCGACAAACAGCGCCGCGGACUUGGUCGACGACGCCUUGACCAGCCGCAGCAUCAGCUGCGGAGAUUUCUGCCCUGAGAACAUGGUGUGCGAUUCCCACAGCAUCCCCGGCUUCCCAGAGGUCCUCUCCCCAGGCUGCACGGUCGCCAACAAGAAGUGGCAGGACAGUUGCGGGGGAUGCAGGGAAGGGUUCGUGUGCGACAACUACGCCAUCGGAUUCAGUUCUCCCAUGUGCGUCCCGAGCAGCGUGAAGCGCCAGGUGGACGUUGCGCGUGAAAUGUGCCAGCUCCGCGCCGUCGCCGAAGACGGUCAAGAGUGUGUCGCAGUCGCAGUCCCCGGCGGCCCUGCCAUCGGGCUGGGCCUGAUUGUGGAGCAUCGUUGCCGUGCGCCCGAGGAUGAACUGUUCAGGAAGCGCCAGCUCCGGGCUAUCACCGCCGAUGUCCGAAAGCGCCAGAUGACCCAUGUCGGGCCUGGAGUUGAGGCUGACGCGGAGAUGUGCGGUGGUUGCGCCGAGGGCCAGAAAUGCAUUGGUCGGUGGCCAUUUACUCCCGGAGUACCUAUGGGCUUGCCGACCUACGACUACAACUACGAAGGUUGA
Molecule: messenger RNA, 648 nt
Organism: Emericellopsis cladophorae
Lineage: Eukaryota; Fungi; Ascomycota; Sordariomycetes; Hypocreales; Bionectriaceae
Exons: 2
Coding region: 1-648 (215 amino acids)
Source: RefSeq, a predicted model, not a curated record